AUGGGUUUUUGUUUUCUCUAUUUUGUGUCUUUAGUGUUUGGGUCGUGUGAUGUUUCGUACGACUCUUCUUCAAAUUGUGCAUAUGCGACAGACCUUUUACUGUGCAGUGGUGAAGCAAUUAUCGAUGCGGUGCAUUCUAUAGUAUGUGAAAACGGCUUUAAGGAUACACAAUUAGACAACGUCACGUUUCUUUCUGAUGAAAAAAUUGUCAUCAAUUCGGGUGCAUUUAUGAACACCCCUCUUAAAGAAAUUACUGUUAAAAACGUUAUAACUUACAUAGGCCAUUCGGCUUUUCAAAAUUGCACCAAGUUGUCUGCAUUUCCCAAAUCGUAUGGUAUUGAGUUUAUUGGGAACAUGUCAUUUGCGUAUUGCACUUCUCUGACUCACAUCGAGUUCAGCAACAAUCUCAUGAAGGUUGGCGGGUACACGUUUAUGGCGAGUGGUAUGAAGACGUUUUCAUUUCGUCAUUUUAGUUUUAAAGAUGGCAUUUUUAAAGACUGUAAAGAGCUUGAAACAGUGAAUAUGUAUGAAGUGAUUGAAAUAUCCGCAUUCACAUUUCAGGGGUGUACAAAAUUAAAAUAUUUGAUUAAUAGCAAAUAUAUCACUAUAAUUCUUAGUUAUGCAUUUGAUGGGUGUGUCAACCUCCACGACUUUGUUUUUUCUCGAACGACUUUGGUUGAUGUAUUUGCGUUCAGAAACAGUGGCAUUCGUGCUGUAAUAACUCGGGCUUCUUAUUCUCAAUUUUACAAUAACGCGUUUGAAGGGUGCAAAGAGCUGCAAAUAGUCGAAAACAGAGUUGCCAUAUAUAUUUCUGCAAACGCAUUUAGUGGGUGUACUUCGUUAACCCAUGUUAAUUUUCCUUUGGUCAAAAGUAUUUCAUCUAAUGCGUUCCAAGGGUGUACAUCUUUAAGAGAAGUCGAUUUCCCUUCUCUUAGUAAUUCAGUCUCGCAGAAUGCAUUUGAAAAUUCCGGUCUUACACACUUCACUUUUGUUAAAAAUGUGGUUGUUGAAUCAAAUGCAUUUAAAAACUGCAGACACCUUGAAAGUGUUGAUUUGGGUUCUAUAUAUAACAUUGGAGAAUCCGUUUUUGAAGGGUGCACCUCUUUAAAAACAGUCAAAGGAAUAGAAAAUGUGACUCAGUUUCGUAAAAACUGUUUUAAAAGCACUGCUCUAGAGGACGUUUCUCUGUUAAAGACGACAACACUCAGAGAAUAUGCAUUUGACAAUUGCACGUCUCUUAAACACUUUAAAUUGAAAAAUGUAAAAACACUGCCAACUGGCGUAUUUCGCGGAUGCACAAGUUUGGAAGAGAUCGAAGGACUUUCUGCAGUCACACAGAUUCAAGAAGAAAGUCUUGCUGGGACGAACAUCACUUUUUUGAAAUUAUCAAAAAGUGUGACAUAUGGCGUUGGAGCAUUUUCUAAUAGCAAGUCGCUCACAUUUGUUGAUGUUGGUGAUGUCACUGUAAUUCCAGACUCUAUGUUCAAAGGAUGCACCUCUUUAAGAAGUGUAGAUGGCUUUGAGAGAAUCACUGAAUUUGGAGAAAACUCUUUUGAGGACACUGGACUGACUCAAAUUGUGUUAAACAAUGCGAUGUAUCACAGUGGUGUCUUUCGUAACAACAAACAACUAACAAGUGUCGAUUUAAAUGGGACAACUUCAAUAAUGAGUUAUAUGUUUUCUGGGUGUAACAAGUUGAGUGUUAUUGAGGGUAUAGAAGAGUUGAUAUCUAUAGACGAGGGUGGACUACAGAAUACGGCAAUCCCUUCAUUUAUAUGUGGAGAGCAUUUUACAACACUUGGGAAGUAUGCUUUGAGUGGGUCUUCAAUAGAAAGUGCAUCAUUAAAUAGUGCGACGGCACUCACGAAUGGAUACGAAUUCAAUGGGUGCAGUCAAUUGAAGAAAGUCGACUUAUGUGGACAUACAGACAUUAAAACACACUCAUUUGAUGGUUGUGAAGUAUUAGACACAAUUAUUGGACUUGAGAGUGUUAUAACAUUUGGCGAAUAUUCAUUGAGUGGAACUGCUCUUACUAAUUAUACAAUGAUGACUUCAUCUGUGUAUCCAGAAGGAGUUUUUAAAGACUGUAAACACCUUAUAAGUGUCGAACUGAAUGGACAUGUAACACUGUCAGACUCCAUUUUUAAAGGAUGUUCAUCUCUAGUAAACAUCAAUGGGAUUGACUCAGUCACUUCUUUUGGAAAUUAUUCAUUGAGUGGAGUACCUUUAACUGAAUUUGUUAUGCGCUCAAACGUAGUUUAUGGCGAUGGUCUUUUCUCAAAUUGUUUGCGACUGAAUAGAAUCGAUUUGGGAGGGAUUGCCACACUCCCUAAAUACUUUUUAUUUGGAUGUAAUGAAUUAGUCACACUCACAGGAAUUGAAAGUCUUAUAAAUUUAAGCGAAUACUCUCUUUCAGGAUGUGUGAAAAUAGGAGACUAUUCAUUCAUCAAGGGUAUCACUUCAUUUGGAGAGUAUUCAAUGAGUAACACAGGACUUACUCAGUUAGUUUUAACACCAUCAGUUGUAUAUGCAGGUGGUGUGUUUUCUAAUAACCAUUUACUUGAGUCCGUUGACUUUUCUGGUAUUAAAGAAACGACUGAUUUUAUGUUUUCAAAUUGCAGCAAAUUGCAUAUAUUAACUAACACCGACUCUCUUGUGUCUAUUGGAGUUCAUUCAUUUUCAUUGUGUGAGUCACUUGAGUCAUUCACAUUUCCACACACACUUGUAACUCUUGGCGAUUACUCGUUUAAACAAAGUGGAAUUCAGUCAGUUUCUCUUGUAGCAAAUGCCACAUAUGGAGUUGGUGUCUUUCAAGAAUGUCUAAUGUUGAAUAGUGUUGAUAUUAAUAAUUCAACUACUAUUAGUGACUUCAUGUUUAGUGGGUGUGUUAGCCUUAACCGAGUUGAAAAUACACCCAUGCUCUUGUAUAUUGGCGACUCUGCUUUUUCAAACUGUACGGCACUUACUUCUAUUGAUCUACUAGACAACACUAUAGAUGUACACGAUUAUGCAUUUAGUAACACUGGAUUCAAUGAAGCCAAAUUAUUUCCACACCACAAUUAUGGCGACGGAGUUUACUCGAAUUGUCACAGUCUAAAAACUGUUGAUAUUAACUUGGCUGAGCGGAUACCAAAAUUAAUGUUUUUUAAUUGUUCAACUCUAGCAAAUGUGACUCACACGGAGUCGAUAUAUUACAUCUCAGAGUUCGCAUUUGUCGGGUGUCCAUUGUUAGUUAGAAUACACUUGCUAAAUGUCACAAGUAUAGGGAAGAAGGUGUUUAGUGAUGAGAUGAAAACUAUAUACUACCACGGAGUAUCAAUUCCUAUCUGUGUCAGUGACUCUCUCCCGCUCCAAACAAACGUUUUUGUGACUAAAGAGUAUGUCUCGGACUACUUGUGUAAUGCAUACACCUUCCACCUCGAGUGCAAUAAAACUCAGUUGAUUGAAGAAAACACUUUCAGAUGUCUUCCCUGCCCAACAAACAUGUCAUCUUUAGACGGUGUAAACGACGAGUGUAUAUUUGACAUGACUACGUGUCUUCAAUAUAACAAAAACUGUUUGUUAUGUUUGUCAAACUAUUGUGAUUUGUGCGACGAUACAACGUACUUCAAUGAGUACACUUGUUGGAAGUAUAACUGUGGGAAGACAGGCACGUUCUAUCAAGGGGAUUGUGUCCAGAAGUGUACAAACGGGUCUGUGAAUGUCGGGAUUGAGUGUAAGCCGCCAUGUACUGACGGAUACGAAAGAAUAGGCGGCGAGUGUUUUCCUGUCUGUACCAACACAGAAGAACGUGUUGGGAAUGCGUGUGUAGCCAGAUGCCCAAGAGAAGAAGUUCGGAUUAAUGGGAUAUGUUCACCUCGAUGUCCACAAGACAAACAGCGAGCCGGUGAUGUUUGCAUUGAUUAUUGUGACAAUGAAUACGAGGUGAUUGAUGGAUUUUGUUGGCCGAAGUGUAAAGGGGACAAGACAGUGAGGUAUAAUGGUGUCUGUGUCACGGAGUGUUUGAAAGAUGAGGAGCGGGUCAACGGGUUGUGUAUGAAGGCGUGUAAGAAGAAUGAGGUGCGAAUUGGGUUUGUAUGUAAACAAGUCUGUAAAUACACAGAGGAGCGAAUUAAUGGGACAUGCACAUUGAAAUGUAAAGAGAACGAAGAACGAGUUGAUAUGACGUGUUAUCCCAAGUGUGAUGCAAAUCAUACUCUUGUCAAUCAUUUGUGUGUGUUAACAUGUCAAGAAGACGAGACGUUAAUAUUUGGCCAGUGUUAUCCGAAAUGUACUAUUUAUGAGUACCGAGUUAACACAAGAUGUGUCGCAAACUGCACUGAAGACCGAUUUUUUAAUGGAAAUUUCUGUGAGUUGUACUGCAAGGGUAACACAGUCUUUUCGAAUGGAGAGUGUUUGAAGAAUCCAUGCAAAAGAAAUCAGUUCUAUUAUAACGUGGGAUGUAAGGAGUGCAAUAAAUCAUACCAACAACCUUGUAUUGAUUCGGAGUGCUACCAGUGCACUGCACAAAAAAGUUCGGCGGUCAUGAUUUGCGUACUAUUCACACUCUUGCUUUUAACAGCUUUUUGA
Entamoeba invadens IP1 is the source of this 4569-nucleotide messenger RNA. RefSeq lists its product as hypothetical. The record is from RefSeq and is a predicted model, not a curated record. Bases 1 to 4569 code for a protein of 1522 amino acids. NCBI's taxonomy places the organism in Eukaryota, Evosea, Mastigamoebida, Endamoebidae. The transcript has a single exon.